AUGAGCUCACAAUUGGUGCAUGUCUCUGCAGUUCCUCAAAUCGCUAAUUCGCCAUUAUCAUCGUCACUCCAUCGUCGUUUUCUUUCUCGGAGAAUUUACAUUCCGGCUAAUGUCUACGAGCAUCCGACGGCUCUUCUCCUCGAGAAAUGCUCUUCUCUGAAAGAUCUCCGUCAAAUUCUGUCUCUUGUCUUGAAGAACGGUCUUUUUCACGAGCAUCUGUUCCAGACCAAGCUUGUCAGUUUGUUUUGUCGCCAUGGUAGUGUCGACGAGGCUGCUCGUGUUUUUGAACCGAUUGAUGAUAAGCUCGAUGUUCUUUAUCACACUAUGCUCAAAGGGUAUGCUAAAGUUUCGGAUUUGGAUAAAGCUGUGAAUUUUUUUGUUCGGAUGAGGUAUGAUGAUGUAGAGCUGGUUGUGUAUAACUUCACUUAUCUCCUGAAAGUUUGUGGAGACGAAGCAGAUCUUAGAAUGGGAAAGGAGAUUCAUGGGUUAUUGGUGAAGGGUGGAUUCUCGUUUGAUUUGUUUGCCAUGACUGGGCUUGAGAAUAUGUAUGCAAAGUGCGGGCAGGUACACGAGGCACGUAAGGUGUUCGAUAGAAUGCCUGAGAGAGAUUUGGUUUCUUGGAAUACAAUGGUUUCUGGGUAUUCACAGAAUGGAUUAGCGAGGAUGGCCUUAGAUAUGGUUACUCUAAUGUGCAAGGAGAAUCUAAAGCCGAGUUUUAUCACUAUUGUUUCUGUUUUGCCUGCUGUCUCUGCGUUGGGGUCGAUGAGUAUUGGCAAGGAGAUUCAUGGGUAUGCUUUGCGAGCUGGAUUUGAUUCUCUUGUCAAUAUCCCUACUGCUUUGGUUGAUAUGUACGCAAAAUGUGGUUAUCUGAAAACUGCUCGACAGAUAUUUGAUGGGAUGUUAGAAAGGAAUGUUGUUUCAUGGAAUUCGAUGAUUGAUGCGUAUGUGCAGAAUGAGAAUCCUAAAGAGGCAAUGGUAAUUUUUCAGAAGAUGUUGGAUGAAGGAGUGAAACCCACUGAUGUAUCUGUCAUGGGUGCUUUGCACGCUUGUGCUGACCUGGGAGACCUUGAGAGAGGAAGGUUCAUCCAUGAGUUAUCAGUUAAGUUGGAUCUUGAUAGAAAUGUUUCGGUACUGAACUCUUUGAUCUCCAUGUAUUGCAAGUGCAAGGAAGUUGAUACUGCAGCUUCUAUAUUUGGGAAAUUGCAUACCAGAACGGUUGUAUCGUGGAACGCAAUGAUAUUAGGAUUUGCACAGAAUGGACGUCCAAUCGAAGCAUUGAAUUAUUUUAGCCAGAUGCAGGCUUGGAACGUGAAACCAGAUACAUUUACUUAUGUGAGUGUGAUAACUGCUCUUGCGGAGUUGUCAAUUACACAUCCGGCGAAGUGGAUACAUGGGGUUGUCAUGCGAAAUUGUCUGGACAAGAACAUUUUUGUCACAACAGCUCUAGUCGACAUGUAUGCAAAAUGUGGAGCUAUUAUGACUGCAAGAAAGAUUUUUGACAUGAUGAGCGAGCAUCACGUGACGACUUGGAAUGCGAUGAUAGAUGGAUACGGGACACAUGGCCUUGGGAAAUCUGCUCUGGAGUUGUUUGAAGAAAUGCAAAAAGGCACCAUCAAACCAAAUGGUGUCACAUUUCUUUCUAUUAUCUCUGCUUGCAGCCACUCUGGUUUGUUGGAGGAAGGACUCAAGUGUUUCGAUAUGAUGAAGGAAUACUACUGCAUAGAACCGUCAAUGGACCACUAUGGAGCAAUGGUCGACCUCCUGGGCCGAGGUGGACAGUUAAAUCAAGCUUGGGACUUUAUUAUUCAGAUGCCCGUUAAGCCGUCUGUCAAUGUAUAUGGAGCCAUGUUAGGUGCUUGUCAGAUUCAUAAAAACGUGGAAUUCGCCGAGAAAGCAGCAGAGAAAUUGUUUGAGUUGAACUCGGAAGAUGGUGGGUAUCAUGUGCUGCUUGCAAACAUAUAUCGUGCAUCUUCAAUGUGGGAAAAAGUGGGGCAAGUGAGAGUCUCAAUGUUGAGACAGGGUCUUCGUAAAACUCCUGGCUGCAGUAUGGUGGAGAUAAAGAAUGAGUUGCAUAGCUUCUUCUCUGGAAGCACAGCUCAUCCCGAUUCCAAGAAAAUUUACGAUUUUCUUGAGAAGCUGAUGGGGAAAAUCAAAGAAGCUGGUUAUGUUCCUGACAUGAAUUUAAUCCUCGGCGUGGAAGAUGAUGUUAAGGAGCAGUUGUUGAGCGGCCACAGCGAGAAGCUGGCUAUUUCCUUUGGACUCCUGAAUACAACAGCAGGUACAACUAUUCACGUAAGAAAGAACCUGCGGGUUUGUGCCGAUUGUCACAACGCUACAAAAUACAUUUCCCUUGUUACCGGACGGGAAAUUAUUGUACGUGACAUGCAACGGUUUCACCAUUUCAACAACGGUGCCUGCUCGUGUGGAGAUUACUGGUGA
This is a messenger RNA of Arabis nemorensis, 2439 nucleotides long. The record is from the annotation of a GenBank genome assembly. Lineage: Eukaryota; Viridiplantae; Streptophyta; Magnoliopsida; Brassicales; Brassicaceae.